GCUGAAUCAAUCGCACAUGCAUACACAGUGACGGAUGGACGCUUGGCUCGCUUCAUCAGACAGAUAAUGACAUACAUACAAGUGUUCGUCUCGCGAUUCGGGUCAGCUGAUGGGCGGUUGCUGAUUGAAUGGGUGCGGGUGAGCUGGGCUCAUUUGUGCAGGCACUCCCGCGGCGCCCAGCAAGGCAAAAUUGAAUGCGUGGAUGCUGACACACCAAUUUGGCCUUGCUGUACUAUGCAUGAGUGGCAACCCCCGCCAUCUCAACACACCGAAUCACCACCCAUUCAUUUGUCUCUUGACAUACGCAAUCAUUUCCACGCGGCCGUCCAUGCUGUGUGUGAGCUCCUCUUUGCAGGGUGCGGCCUCACUACCAAGGAGGUCCUAGCAAUGUGACGCAUUGCCAGGAUCCUCGUCAAGUGGUGAUGCAGCAUCCCGCCAGGAAGAGCCCACACACGCAUCACACCGCAGGCAGACAGGCAGCAUCACACAGUAAAUGACAACACAUACAUUCCCUCGUGUGUGCGUCUAGGUGACGCAGAAAGAUGAACAUGCGAUAGAUAGAUACACCAGCAACCGAAAAGCCCAAGACGUGCACAGAAGAGCCCCGCCAUACAUUCAUUCAGUCAAACGCCCCCCGCCUGCCCGCCUCCAUCCACCAUGGCCGCCCCUGGCGGCGGCUGAUGCGCUACAGACGCCACAGAUGCGUGCAUCCUCGGCGAACCAUAAGCUCCCGGCACCAUCUGCUGCUGCUGAGGGUCCACCAUCGUCGGCCCUGGCCCGGGCGGCGGAGGACCUGGAACAAUCGGCGGACCAGUGACGAUCGGAGGGCCGGCGACCGCAGCUGUCGGUGGCGAGGAGGGGUACAUGACAUGGUAGGGCGCGGCACCACCACCACCAGCAGCAGCGGCAGCCAUGAGUGGUGGCUGCGGGUGGCCGCGCGCCGCGGGCAUGGGAGGGCUGAAUGUGCCGUGUUGGUCUUCGAGGAGCCCCCGUGCGUCGUGCUCGUAUGCGGCGGAGGCUAGGGAGGGGGGCAUCUGCAUGUGGUGUGGCAUGCAACACACGUAUGGAGAUGGAGAUGUGUCGUGUUUGCCUUACAGGCGCGAUGAAGAAGGCCAGCAUGAGGAACUGCACAAGACAAGACCACAGCACACAUACAGAGAGGAGAAAGAGAUGUCACGUACUUGUAUCAACGCAGUGGCCGUCGAGUCUCUCUCUCUCUCUGUGCGUGUGUGUGGUUUACCUUGGCGAUGACUUCUAUGACUGCGAUGAAGAUGACCAGCUUGUGGUAGCCCAUCGUCCUGCUCUCUAUCGCCAGCCAGUCGUGCGAAAACCACUUCGGACCUGCACCAUAACGACAGCAACACACCGUGGCCAUGUCUGUCUGUCUGUGAGUCCCCGUCUCUCUCUCUCUGUCCCUCACCCCAGUAGAAGAUGUACACGAUGUCUUGCAGAAUGCUCAGGGCGAUGAUCACCGACAGCGACAGAUUCUCACGCUGACCAACCACCACACACACAGGCAGGACACCACCACACAUAGAACCCACAGAUCACAGAGAUCUCCCUCCCUCUCCUCUCCUAUGUCGUGUUGCCCACCUGUUUUCUGCCCUUGGGUAUCUCAUCGUAGAAGGCUAUCAGCAUCCCAAACAGCACCACAUUGUAGUCGGGCCGCGCGAAGCACCCGAGGGCUCCCAGCAGUGCCAGGAUGUAAAACGCGCCUUUGAACGUCCCGCGUCGGAAAUCCAACCCACCCUCCAUCACGGCAAGCCGCUUGACACCACGAAGAGGCCAGAUUUCGCCG
Messenger RNA from Vitrella brassicaformis, 1798 nucleotides. NCBI's taxonomy places the organism in Eukaryota, Vitrellaceae. The record is from the annotation of a GenBank genome assembly.